AUGAUUCCCCACACCCACGAGUGUAAGUCCAAAAAGGAAGAGGAAGGGAGGAACCAUUUGAACGAUCAAGUGUUCCGUGACUACACUAACGGUAGAAAUGUAUGCUCCUUUGCUCAGGAUGUAAAAAAUGCCGACUCGGACGGUAGCUGCAAAGUGUCAGAAGGAAAUCCCCUUCGAUCCAUCAGUGGGAAGGAUGGCCAUAAUGGUUGUGCAAGAGGGAGAGCACCCCCUUGUGAUGACUCAAGAUGCGACAAUGUAGUGCUCAAGAAAAAGAAGAAACCUUUUCUCUACGAGUUAUGCAAAAAUUACGUAAAGCUGACCUUGCACAGGCCAUGCUGCAUCAUGCUAAGUGUAACGAUAGGAUUGUUAAUUGUCACUCUAAUGAGCAUCUCCUUUUACGUGAACAUAUUUAGCGAGGCGGAAAAUACGUCCGAAGUACUGGGCGCUAUUCUGAGAAAGACAAAUGGAGAAGAAUUCAUAAAAAUGAAUGUCGCCAAAGCGAGCGACGUUAUGAUUCACACAAGUGACAACAUAGGAAACAAAGUCGAACAUUUUUUUAAUUUUUAUAAAAAGGAAAAAGCAGCAACGUUGCUGUUUUAUCUUGACAAGGAAGAGGACAAAACAAUUCUGCAAUACGAUACGCUGAAGGACAUGUUCUUCUUGGUGGAAUUCUUUAAGCAAAUGAAUACGGAAAAUAAAAAAAAUUGGAGUGAAAUAUGUAAAACGUUUGAUGUUCCUGUGAUGGAGUCUAAAUGUUUCGUUCUAGGGUUGUUCACCGUUUCGGAACUUCAAAAUGCAGAAUAUGACACGACACUUAAUUGGGAAGAAUAUUUUGAUGAAGUCCUAGAAAAAGACGAAAGAUCUUUGGGCAAUUUUUUCUACAACGCACUUAUUUUUUUGCCCAAUUUUUUAUAUCACCCUCAUAAAUUCGACAUUGAGAGGACCAAGAUAAAGGACAUAAUAUCUGACUUCUCUAAAAAUGUGGAGGCCUUUUUAUUUGUCUUCCAUUUCGAUGAAGGUAUUGACGAUUCCUCUCUAAAUGAAUGGUAUGGUCUUCUAAACAGGCAGGUGAAAUUAAUAAAUUCGGGGGAAAAACAGUUUGUAACGAUUCAUAAUUUGGACAGCAGUACUUAUGUUCACGAGAUAAAUCAGGAUAGGAAUUGGAGCAUGGCCGUUGUUAAUGAAAAAAUACUGGAGGCUAACGAGCAGUCAUCCAUCAGUGUAGGUUUUAAAUCAAACUACGUCUUUGCCAUUUUGUCCUUCCUCUUUAUGGUUAUUUAUGUAUAUUCCAUUUCGUGGGACGGUUUGAAGCAUCACGGACAAGACGGGGGAGGAGAAGCGAGAAGGGGCAGAAAGUUUUUACUUAUCCUAUGUGUAUAUGCCCUGACGCUCUUUUCCUUCUUCUCCACUUUCUUCAUCAAUUUGGUUUUCCAAAUUAAUGUUCUACGAAUUUAUUUAUUAAAUUUUUUCCCCCUCUUUUUUCUAAGCUUCCUAUUUUGCUGCGUCAACUUCUUUUAUCGCAAUAAGUGCGUAGUGGGACCUUCCAAAAUGAUAAUGCGCAGAAUGAGGAACACAAAGAAUUCGAAGAACAAGUCUGUAGAUAUGACUACAUAUUAUUUACGAGCUAGCUACAAGUCACUUUAUUUUGUGGGCAAAAUUACUCUGAUAGUCCUGGCCGUAUACAUGGUUGGGUUUUCCUGCACGUACAGAAUCGUCAACGUUUUUUCGCUAAACUCGGUCCUUUCCAUCGUUUGUCUGUUUCUGUACUACGCUACGUUUUUUAACAACAUGUUCGGCCUUCUGUUUUACAGGGACAAGCACUUGCUGUUCUCCUCAUCUCAGUCGUUGCCACUAGCUAAGUCGGUAUGUAGCUCGUCGGGGAAUCAGGUUGAUCAGCACGUUAUAGACUUUUCAGAGGUGGCGCGCAGUGGAGGGGUGGUACAGAAUGGCUGCACAUCGAGUGACAACGGUCAACGCGGGGGGAGCGACACUUCCUCAAACGCACGCUGCGCAUGCGAAGGUACGGAUGGGAAGAAGCAUCACAUAAAAAGUUGCAUUUACCCAAAUGGUAAGAAGGAUAUCACCGAAAGAAAUGGGGACAGUAAGAAAGCGAGCCGUAGGGGGACCCAAAAGAAGGGGUUACUCUUCUUCGUUGUAUUCUUGUUCCUCCUCCUUUUAGGGCUCUUUCUAAUUUUCCUAAUAAGCAACGAGAAGAUUCACCUUGAUGUGUACCAUUACAUGACGAAGGAAUCGCCACUGAGAAGGUUUAUCCAAAACUUUGAGAAAAGGGCGGGCUUCCUAAUCGAGCCAGGAUACUUGGUGUUGCCGUCUUCACACGAGUUUGACUACAAAGAUGAAGAAAACGCAGAUAUGAUAAUAAAUCUAGUAAACGAAAUGAAGGAGGAAGGAUGCAUUCAUGAGCCCAUUGUGUCUUGGGUCCAUGCAUUUGAAUUACUAAAAAAUGAUUGCCGUAAUGUAAGCUCCUUUACUAAUCAGUACAAUUUGGAUCGCUAUAAAAAGUCAUGUCAUGACAUCACUCCAUAUAGAGAGAGCAAAGAACUCCAUUUGAAUAAGUUAAAAGAAAUUUUUUUCAAAGAUGAGGAAAAGACAUGUGAUAGCUUUUACCAAAUUGUGUACAAAUGGAUGACUUACAAUAAGGAGGGGAUAUAUGAUAGUAAAUUUUUUCAUAUGAAAAAUUUUGACCGGGGGCAAAUUGACGACUUACUCCCUCGGUACUACAACAUACGGCCACACUUCUUCUACGGCGAUUACGUGAAGAUGGACAAUCCGGACAGCAUAUCGAGCAGCCGAAUCGGCUUCGUCCUGCACAAUUACGUAUCCAACCAGGCAAAGAACUUGGAAAAUUUGAAGAGAAUAAAAAAUAUUGUAGAAAGGAGUAACUUAAAAAAUGUGUAUUUUUACUCAGAAAGUUACGUACUAUACAAUCAAGCUACCAGAUUUAUGUCCGAAUGCAAAGUGAUGUUAAUUUUUUAUUUUUUGAUUUACUUAUUCUCUUUGUACCUCUUUAACACCAUGGGGGUGGUAAUGAUAUUUCAGUUCUGGCUCUGCUACAAUUUAAGUGCACUUUAUUUUAUGCAUAGCUUUGCAGUCAACACUGACGCGAUUACGAUUAUUUUGUUAAAAAUGGGGGCAGUCAUAUCUUUGUCUCAUUACCUGUAUGGGACUCUCUUUUUUAAGUUCCUCAUGCUAGACAAGAAAAAUUAUUCCAACAGCAUGCGGCAGAGCUAUCCCUACUUCAUGUUCCUAGUGCUGUACCUUAUUAGCUUCACCCUGGAAGAUUACGCAUCCAACGUUUUGCGGCUGCUCAUUCUGAACCACGUCGUCUGGUUCUUCCUAUACAGCUUAACAAUUUUUUACGUCCACAAAAUGUACGUGAAAAGGGCAUGA
Plasmodium inui San Antonio 1 is the source of this 3408-nucleotide messenger RNA. RefSeq lists its product as hypothetical. Lineage: Eukaryota; Apicomplexa; Aconoidasida; Haemosporida; Plasmodiidae. The transcript is spliced from 3 exons. The coding region runs from base 1 to 3408 and encodes 1135 amino acids. The record is from RefSeq and is a predicted model, not a curated record.